Messenger RNA from Letharia columbiana, 1161 nucleotides. RefSeq lists its product as uncharacterized. The coding region runs from base 1 to 1161 and encodes 386 amino acids. Gene Ontology annotation, biological process: regulation of DNA-templated transcription. NCBI's taxonomy places the organism in Eukaryota, Fungi, Ascomycota, Lecanoromycetes, Lecanorales, Parmeliaceae. The transcript has a single exon. Gene Ontology annotation, molecular function: DNA-binding transcription factor activity, RNA polymerase II-specific; zinc ion binding. The record is from RefSeq and is a predicted model, not a curated record.
AUGCCGCCGAAACUCCGCGCUUCGUGCGACGCAUGCCAUUCUGCAAAGAUCAAAUGCAUAAAAACGGACAUCGGCUGUCAACGGUGUGACAACUCGGCGGGAGAGCUCGCCUGCAAGUACAGUCCGGUUGUGCCGCGUAUCUACCACAAGAAGAGUAAUCGCAAUCACGUGGAAGAAUCUCAGAUCUCGCGGCCAUCACCAUCUAGCGAGUCUUCGUUGUCACACGACCUAUAUGGCACACAGGCUGCCUUUAACCAAGACAUAUAUCCAGCAGCAAUAGUUCCGCCGUGUGCUUUUGAUCAGCAAGUUUACAGCAUUGGUGCAAAUGCUGAGCCGAACCCAUUCUUCUGGCAGUAUCUACCGCAGGGCUCAGUAGGAGUGCCUCAAAAUCCGAAUCCGUGGCCCAGCAGCAUCAAUGGUACAUCUACCACGACUAACACACCAAACUUGACAGACGCUGCUACUCCCGCUACCGCAGCUUCUACAAAUUCCGUGCUGCCUCCCACCAACCAGCCCCGAGCUAGCAAUACGCAAAACCUCCGGCACUAUCACUCAGCCGCUCCUUCCACGUACUCCCCGGAGAGUGUGCUGGCAAGAACACCAUGCAACUGCUUCACUCAGCUUUUCGAAGCUAUGCAACGUAUGAACGCUCACGCGGCUAGUUGCAGCCCCAAACUCGACGUCGUCCUCUGUGCCAAUCGAACAGCGGCGGAAAAUUGCCUCACAAGUCUGCAGUGCUCAAAUCCUUUCAGACCGGUUUCCCACGACAGCGUAAGUAGUUGUGCAACCAUCGCGUGCGGCUUACUCGACCGCAUUUUGGCCUCAUAUCAAGCUGCGUUGGAGAUCUUCUGUGCGAGCUUAGAUUGCGAAAGGACAAAGGGGUCGGAGGAGCAUGGUGACGAGAGAAUUGGAGAGCAUGAGGACGACGAAGACGAGAGGACGACCGCACACACAACGACUGUACAAUUAAGGUUCGGAACGUUUGCUUUGGAGAGAAGCGAACAGGUUCUUUGGGCGAGGAAGAUUGUAGCGAGGGAGGCUGGAAGGAUCCAGGAGACGUUGGAGGGAUUCGAAGUCGAGGGCCAGGGCGUUCGGAGCGUCCUCCGGACUCAUCUGUUGGAGAGGUGUAAAAGUGUGAUUGAGAGAGUCUCCGGCAGCUGA